Guillardia theta CCMP2712 is the source of this 1413-nucleotide messenger RNA. RefSeq lists its product as hypothetical. NCBI's taxonomy places the organism in Eukaryota, Cryptophyceae, Pyrenomonadales, Geminigeraceae. Bases 1 to 1413 code for a protein of 470 amino acids. The record is from RefSeq and is a predicted model, not a curated record. The transcript has 6 exons.
AUGGGCGUGUGGGAUGUUCUCGCCGAUACACUCUGCAAGCCCAAGAGGAUGGUUUACGAUCCUGAUGAAGAACUCGGGCCACCAUCAUUUGCCAUCAAUGACAGAGUUUUCAAGCGGCAGGACCUUGAGAUUGUGAAUGAUCGGGGGCAAAUCCUGGCGUGCAGUCACUACGUUCCUACUUUCCUCUCCCAGUACCCUGUCGUUGUGUAUUGCCAUGGGACGGGAGGUUUCCGAGGAGACGUCGAAGAUUACCUUUGCUACCUGCUCCCGGAAGACAUAAGCGUGUUCACCUUCGACUUCUCCGGGGCGGGUCUUUCAGACGGAGAGACGUGCAGCCUCGGCUACUUCGAGAGCCUGGACCUGUUCUGCGUCAUCAAGCACCUCCAGAGCUUGCGGGAGCAUGGGAGCCGCUACCGCGCUCAUGCUUGCGGGAACUUGCAAGACGAUCUGAGUGCCCUUGUGAUCGACAGCUGCUACUCGUCGGUGGAGAGUGUCGCCAUGGAGGUCUCGCACAGGUACAUCAGCAUGGUGCCUUUCCUGCAGCUCUGGAUGGUCGAGAAGGGCGCUGCUGGGGAGCUCCGUGCGACGGAGGCGAUGCGGCACUGCCUCGACUCCCUCCGCUCCUCCGUCCUGUCUAGAGGGCACUUCGACAUUAACGACGUCUGCCCGGACAAGGCGGUGAAGAAAAUCAAACGCACGCCCAUCUUGUUCCUGCACGGGGAGCAGGAUGAUUUCAUCGGACCGUGGAAUAGCAGGAAGCUCUACGAGAACGCGCAGUCGGAGAAGCACCUUGCCGUCUUUCAAGGCUCUCACAACACAGCUCGCCCCCACGAGCUGCUCGUGAUGAUCGUGAACUUCCUCAAGAAGAAGAUCUUACCAUCACAGAGCACGGACGUGCUCCACGGAUGCCCCAUGUGCACCUACAAGCUGAGCCUGGCGCGGAAGUUGUCUAGUGGUGGAUGCCUGGCUGGACUGACUCCUUUCCCUCCGACUUCGACCGUGCACCUGCCCCAAGGCCUCCGCUGUCACUUCCAGGAGAGAGCCAAGGCAAGGGGGCACACGAGGCGUCAGGCUGCCAACUUGGUAGCGCAAUUCAUGUCGGAGGCCAUAGCUUGUAGCAGGAUCCUUAUGGUGCAGAGGCGGAAAGCUCCGUGCGGCAUCUACAUGCCCAUAAGAAUCGUCGGGGAGUUGUGCACUUGGAGCAAGCGGCGCAUCGACAGGGCUGGGUAUGCGCAGACGAUGGAGGCUUGCUUGUCGGGGUUGAAGGUUGCGAUGGAUCCCAUUGCAAGGAGCAUCCGAUCGAACUCUCAGUGCAGGUCGAGUCUGUUCGCGACCAAGGAGUCCUGCACCUGCUGGGCUUUUGUGAGCCUCGUCGGGUUGACAGCGGUCCUCAACCUCCGCCAGAGGCUGUAA